This is a messenger RNA of Dipodomys spectabilis (banner-tailed kangaroo rat), 798 nucleotides long. RefSeq names its product olfactory receptor 11G2-like. Gene Ontology annotation, cellular component: membrane. Bases 1 to 798 code for a protein of 265 amino acids. The record is from RefSeq and is a predicted model, not a curated record. Lineage: Eukaryota; Metazoa; Chordata; Mammalia; Rodentia; Heteromyidae. Gene Ontology annotation, molecular function: olfactory receptor activity. Gene Ontology annotation, biological process: G protein-coupled receptor signaling pathway. The transcript has a single exon.
AUGGGUUUUCCCUCAAGCCCACAAAUACAGCUCCUCUACUUUGGGCUCUUUGCUGUAACCUACACACUGACACUGAUGGGGAACACAGCCAUUGCCUGUGCUGUGUGGACAGACCGGUGUAUUCACACUCCCAUGUACAUCUUCCUGGGGAAUUUCUCUCUCCUGGAAAUAUGCUAUGUCACCACAACUGUCCCGAACAUGUUGGUCAACUUCCUCUCCACAACAAAGUCUAUUUCCUUUGUCAGUUGUUUUGCACAGUUCUACUUCUUCUUCUCCUUUGGGUGUGAUGAGGGCUUCUACCUUUGCAUCAUGGCCUUUGACAGGUACCUUGCCAUCUGCUGCCCUCUGCACUACCCACAGAUCAUGACGAGGAGGUUAUGCACUGGUCUGGUCAUCUUUGGAUGGACAGGUGGGUUAAUUUUGUUCAUAACUCCAGCUGUUCUUAUUUCACACUUGCCUUAUUGUGGCCCAAAUGUCAUCAACCAUUUCGUGUGUGAUCCUGUUCCAUUGAUGAUGCUGUCCUGUUCUGAAGACUCCACCACACAGUUCAUUUACUCUACUUUCAAUGUCAUCUUCAUGAUUGGUACUUUCCUCUUUGUCCUUUGUUCUUAUGCUCUGGUGAUUCUGGCUGUGUUAAGGAUGUCCUCAGCAGCUAGCAAACACAAGGCCUUCUCUACUUGUGCUUCUCAUCUGGCAGUUGUCAGCAUCUUUUAUGGAUCUAUUAUGGUGAUGUAUGUCAGUCCUGGAUCUAAACACCCAGUUGAAGUACAAAAAUUAUUACUUUAUUUUAUUCUGUGA